CGCCACCCUUCAGCGCUCCACUCAUUUGCAUAUUCUUACCUUUGUGGCCGAAGUGCAGCCAAUCAGCGAGCGCGGCGGCCAGCGCAGCUCCUCCCACCCACCCCAAGGCGGUGGCAUAGCCGGCGCGACACGCCGGGAGGGCGCGUGAGUUCCCAGCGCACUGCGGGCUCCAGCUGCCACCUGCCGCGAGGGAGAGGCGAGCGUUCGGACAGCAGGCGCCAGCCCGAGGGCCUCGCCGCUCCUGCCUGCCUGCCCGCCCGCCCGCGGCAGCCCCGUUCUCGCGCCGCGGCGAAGGGCGCUGGCGAGAUGGUUUGCGGGGGCUUCACCUGCUCCAAGAACUGCCUGUGCGCCCUCAACCUGCUCUACACGCUGGUCAGCCUGCUGCUGAUUGGAAUUGCAGCAUGGGGUAUAGGCUUUGGCCUCAUUUCUAGUUUCCGAGUAGUUGGCGUGGCAAUUGCAGUGGGGAUCUUUCUGUUCCUUAUUGCUUUGGUUGGAUUGAUCGGUGCAGUCAAACACCAUCAGGUGUUACUCUUCUUUUACAUGAUUAUUCUCUUGCUAGUGUUCAUUGUCCAGUUUUCCGUCUCCUGUGCUUGUUUGGCAUUGAACAAAGAUCAGCAGAGACAACUUCUCGAGGUUGGAUGGAACAACACAAAGAGUGCUAGAGAAGAUAUUGAGAGGAAUCUAGACUGUUGUGGUUUCAGAAACUUCAAUUCAAGUGAAACCUGCUCUGCUGCUUGCGUUAAAGAUAACCGAUGUUUAACAUGUGCACCUAUAAUAGAAGAAUAUUCAGGAAUGGUACUGAGAUUUGUAGGUGGCAUAGGACUCUUCUUCAGUUUCACUGAGAUUUUGGGAGUUUGGCUGACUUACAGAUACAGGAACCAAAAAGAUUCUCGUGCAAACCCUAGUGCAUUUCUUUGAUUGGAAAAUUUCUCAAGGACUGAAUGUCUUUUCCAGUUAAAAUAUGAAUUCUCUAGCAAUUAGCACUUCUGCACGCUAAGGAUCUGAAAGAAAACAAUUUUCCUACAUGGAGAUGUUUGUGCUUGUCAUCUUUGGUUUCCCAUCUUCACCUCUGGGUUCUCUAUCUGGAAAUAGAUAUAUCUAUUCUGUAGCUGAACGCAGUGUAAACACUUCUGAGAUGAUAGUUAACUGUUAGAUUACAACAAUUGCUGCAGUCUACUGUUUCAAGUUAGUUUUAUGGCACCAGAAUUUAUUGCCUUUCUUAGUGUGUUUUUUUUUUUUUUUUAAACCCCAACCGAACAACAAAAAAAUACAACCAACAUAUAUUCUGACAUUACCACUUUCUUGUGUGUUUUUUUUGUUGUGGUUUUUACAAAAAAAAAAUGCUUUCUCAUUAAAAUGAUGCAUCUGUAUGUUGAAUGCCCGUAGGGUGAAAUACAGUAAAUUUGUUUUUCUGUUGAAUCACUGUUUCCCAUUCUGCUGUGUGGGUUAAAUACCAUAGAGAACAUCUGAAAUAUUUAAGCUUAUCAACCCUUUAUUGUGUUUCUUUUAUUUUAGAUAAAUUCAAGAUACCAUUUUAGAUCAUGGAAAUAAACAUAUGUUAACUGACUUCUGUAGGGUUUAGUCUUGACAUCUUUAGAAUUGCAUUUAAAGAGAAUAAAAACAUUUUUUUAUCUUUGUAUCUAAGCAAUUGAGAAUAAUAAUGAGUGAGGAAAACCCAUUAAAAUUAACCUAUUGAAACUAAUUUUAAAAGUACUUUAAAAAAGCAACUUUCUUGAUAGGCGAAUGAACUGUGGUACUAAGACAAUAUCGGAACUGGUAAUGAUCCAUUUUGUUAGUGUAACAAAUUUUGAUUGAUGAUCAAAGAUUUCUUAUAAAACUAUUUUUACAGGUAGUUUAAAUUCAUUGUUGUAGUAACUUAUGAAAGUGUGAUUCUGACAUUCAUUGUCAAACCUGACCCAUCUUCAUCCUUCAGUAUCUAUUUAAAAUACUUGAUUUGAAAUGUAAUUGUAAAAAUAUCAUUGUGGCAUUUUUGGUAGUUUAAAAAUAAUAAUAAAAAAAAAAAAGUGCUUGUACUUGAAUGCUCUCUAAAACUUCAGAAGAAAUCACUGUCCUUGACCAAGUUGUUCAUAUGCUAAAAUAGAUACCUUUAUAGACCGUGAUACACUACACUGGAUGAUCAGAAGGCCUAAUCUUUAAGGUGCAUGAUGGUUUUUAACAUGCACUCUUUUCUCUGAAUUAUGGUUAAAUGUUGUCCUGUCUUCAGUGAAGGAUUUCAAUGGAGCUGCCCAUCUUGGCUGAAAUUCCUCCUCUUCUCCUUGUAUGACACUCAACUUGAAAAACUGGGAAGCUGCCCAGAAACAAUAUUUAGGAGAGCAGCUACAGAAGAGCGCAGGCAGCACAGGUUGGAGAGUAUGAGGGAAACAAGUGUAAUGUAGGUUGGGGCAGGAUGUUGAAGGGCCUUAUCUCCUAUUUAGUGAACUGAAUUUAGUAUGGUAAGCAGGUGCUCAGAUACAGAGAUGAUAGGACCCAUAUAGGCAUCUGUAUGCUCAGUUUCUUU
Molecule: messenger RNA, 2518 nt
Organism: Chelonia mydas (Green sea turtle)
Lineage: Eukaryota; Metazoa; Chordata; Testudines; Cheloniidae
Gene: TSPAN13
Product: tetraspanin 13
Exons: 6
Coding region: 307-918 (203 amino acids)
Cellular component (GO): membrane
Source: RefSeq, a predicted model, not a curated record